AUGGACAAACUUGACUGGCAGAACUAUCCCCUUGGCCUGUCCUCGUAUUCACCAGCUCUUGACGAUGGACGGCUCUGUCAGAAGGAACUAAAAUCAGUAUCGACCUCAUGGCGGUCAGAGAAAUACCCAGCUGCCUCGAAGGUGUUGGUCCUGGAUCACGAUCGUGGCGUAGGGAAGAAACAACUUUGCGACGAUGAGGCACUGCAUAAGUUACUACUAGAAUCGACUCCUCACGAGAAAGUCUUGCACCGUAUAAACACGAAUGCCGCCGCUGUUAGCGUACUCAAAGCCAAUGCGCUUGUCGACGAGAAGGCCGAGGCUCACGGCGAAGACGAAGUCGCGGACGAACUGAACAUUUCGCUGGACUCUCUACUUAAAGUCUUGACUCGAUAUGAUUUCCCUCCUUCCGCCUGCUCGCAUAUACGGGGACAAGAGCAGAUAUUUGGAUCCCGCAUUGGGCGAGAUGAGCAGAAGAAUGACGUAACUACAUUUGAUUUCUGGUAUGCAAUACGAGCAAGAGCGUACAUUCGUGCCGUUGAUAAAGAGGCAGAUUUGAAGAUGACUAUAGUGACACACUACGACGUCAAAUCGCAAUCGAGCAUCAUACUAUUAAAGCAUCGCUCAUUCAACGAUCUUCCCAAAUCGCUAAAGGAUGAACUUCACGAUAAAUUGAUAGAUUUUAUCCUUGACCCUAGCACCGCCUCUCUCGCAGGGAACCCAUUCGCGCUACACCUCCUCCAUUUCAAUAGUACCAUUCAGUAUUAUCGACGGGCCGCCCGAGAUCCCCGAGAUUCUGUUGGAAAGGAAGAGAUCAAGGCACAUGGAGGGAGUUCUGACCUAGGAGAGAUCGAUAUACGACGACUACAUCUGACUCUUACCAGUCUCGACCAAGAUAAGCUGCAAUUAAAUUUUAUCCUUGGGGUUCUCUCACGCUUGCGGAAGCAGCAUGACCAGUUUUAUAGGAUGGUGAAGGGUACUCCUGAUCCAGAUAGCCGGGAUUGGCUGUAUACCCGUGUAGAGGAGGAGUAUGAUCGUUUUGAGAACCAGAUCACAUACUUCAAAACGUCAAUAGAGAAUGUGGCAACCCGAGCGCAAAGGCUUUUGGACCUGGGGUUUCUAGGGACAAAUCUUGUGUCAGGCCCCGGUCAGUCUGAUGGUCCUUCCAUGAAAAACAGCAAUACCACAAUUUGUGAUAUCGUCCCAGUGGUGGAUUUUUUCAAGUAG
Messenger RNA from Microsporum canis CBS 113480, 1224 nucleotides. RefSeq lists its product as hypothetical. Bases 1 to 1224 code for a protein of 407 amino acids. The transcript has 5 exons. The record is from RefSeq and is a predicted model, not a curated record. NCBI's taxonomy places the organism in Eukaryota, Fungi, Ascomycota, Eurotiomycetes, Onygenales, Arthrodermataceae.